CAAUAUCGAUUUGGAAAGAAAAUCUUCUUGAAUGAUCUUUACAGUCUAAUAAAAGAUAACUGCAGCUAUAAGUGCGUUUCUAGGCCUUUGCUUCAUGGGAUAGAGCCAAAUCGUCGGAUUUUCAACGAGAAUCUAAACUUAAAUGACCCGAAAAGCCUUUCAAAUGGGUUGAUAGAUCAUGAGAGUAUAAUCACAUAUUCGAUGUUAUAUCCGAUUGUAUCAUUCCAGAUAUCUACAGUAAGAAGAUCUCGGAAUCAUUGACUGUUCAGCGAUGUCGCGAAAAAUUGGAAAAUAAGUACCGAAAUCAAUUGUGCAAAAUUCAAAUGACACCGUGGAAUCAAAGUGAUUACACUGAGUUCGAAGAUAUGCACACCGUUGUCACAAUGGUGAAGAAGGAUAAUUGUGGAAAAGACACGAAAAUGAAGGAAACGCUUAAGGGUUCUGUUGCUGAAAUAUUUUCAACGAAAGUAAACGGCGAACUACCAGUUCGAAUCCUCAUUUCGGCCCCCGCUGGACGGGGGAAGACUACGGCUGUUGCUAAGAUGGCUUACGACUGGGUUCACAGAGAAAGGGGAUCAGCAUUAGAACACCUGCCACUUCUGUUUGUUGUCAAAUUCCGAGAAACAGGUCAGCUUACAACAAUCGGAGAAGCCAUCAAAUCCCAGCUUUUGAGUGAUGUUGAUGAUCUCACACCAGAGGGUCUGGAGAGAUUCAUCAAGGAGAACCAGGGAAUUUGUCACAUCAUACUAGACGGACUAGAUGAGUAUGCUGGUAUUUCCUCUUCACAGCGCAGCUCAUUGAGUAAUAUUGUCGAUGUCAUCAGCUGGAAAGAAUUUCCAGAGUGCCGAGUCCUUGUAACAACACGCCCUCACCUAGAGAAUUUCUUCAAUCAAGGUGACCUUCCGAGAGUAUACACAAAGAUGUGGAUCGAAGGAUUCUCGCGAGAGAGCUCAUGCGACUACAUCAACAAGUUCUUUGCUUUGACUUCGGAUCCUGGUAACGGACAAAGUCUGAAGGAGUACCUUGAUGGAGAACCACUUAUUAAUGAGCUUGUCAAGACACCCCUAUUUUGUCUCAUGAUCUGUCACUUAUGGCGUGAGGGCCUACUGGACAGUGGUGCUUCAACUCAAACAGAAUUGCUGGACAGGGUGAAUGUUUUCUUAUGCACCAUGCAAACGCACGAUCAGAGUCGAAAGUGGAGAUCACACCAAAAAAGUUAAGGAAAAUAAUUUAUCAAUUAGGCAAAGUUGCCCUCACUGGUCUGCUCGACGAUGCUAAAAAACUAGUCUUCACGCCUCAUGAUUUACGUAAAGUUCCCUCAACCCUUACUAUGGCAUGUGAGCUUGGGAUAGUAUCGAAGACGACUACUAACAUCACAUGCCUUCCUCAGUCCAACGAGACCACUUCCACUACCAUUGAGUUUUAUCACAAACUCGCUCAAGAACACUCGGCUGGGAAAUUCCUCGCUGAUCAAACACAACGCUUUCUGUUACGUUUGAAGAUUUCUAAAUUGGACAUAGUACUGCGCAAGAUCAAAGCAAACAUCGGUGACUACGAGAAUCUUAUCCGAUUCGCUGCUGGCACGGACAACAGACUCUGUGUACGAAUAAUGAAGAAGCUCCUUAAAAACAGCUAUUUGGAUGAGAGCGAGCGAUAUCGCAUUCUCCUUGACUGUUCAUCAGAGACCACGGGUACUCAACGAAAUGUGUCUUCGUUGGUUCGAAGAUGUGUGAAUGCAGAGGGUAUUGUUCUAAAAUCCCCGACUGUCUACACCGUCGUUGGGAUGCAAAAUCUUCCAAAGCAACUUAAACGUCAGGUUAGGACAGUAAAGUUCGAGGAAUCUACUUUAACUGCCGACGUGACGAGUGGACUAUGGUCCUGCAUGGGAUCAUUUUCGAUGCUAAAUACUCUCAAAAUCUCAGACUCCUCUCUCAGU
Messenger RNA from Strongylocentrotus purpuratus (purple sea urchin), 1936 nucleotides. RefSeq names its product NACHT, LRR and PYD domains-containing protein 6-like. The record is from RefSeq and is a predicted model, not a curated record. The coding region runs from base 324 to 1220 and encodes 298 amino acids. The transcript is spliced from 2 exons. Lineage: Eukaryota; Metazoa; Echinodermata; Echinoidea; Camarodonta; Strongylocentrotidae.